Messenger RNA from Prosopis cineraria, 2733 nucleotides. RefSeq names its product protein MULTIPOLAR SPINDLE 1. Gene Ontology annotation, biological process: meiotic DNA double-strand break formation; meiotic spindle organization. The coding region runs from base 1346 to 2452 and encodes 368 amino acids. Lineage: Eukaryota; Viridiplantae; Streptophyta; Magnoliopsida; Fabales; Fabaceae. The transcript has 11 exons. The record is from RefSeq and is a predicted model, not a curated record.
CAAGAUUGGAUCUGAACUGUUUAUCAACAAAAAAAAAAAAGAUUGGAUCUGAACCGGAUCAAAACAAAAUUAAUCCUACAACACGACAGAAAAGAAUCGGAGAAGAAAAUUACAGCAUUGAAAUACCCGUUUCGUCAUCUUCUUCGUGUUUAAGGUCUCGAAUCGCAUGCCGUCUCCGGCACUCGAAGAACACCGUUAUCGUCACGUAGCUCCGUAACACCGCCGCCCCGUAUACACAUAUUAUUCCCAUUGUACCCGUAGAAACCAUCGACGAUAGAAACUCCGACGAUGAAAUCGGACCCUCCAACAAAACCUCCAUCUUCCCCCGGAUCAAACCCGACACCUACACGAGCAAGCCCGAUAACACCCAUCCGCAGAACCUCCUCCCCGCCAUCAAACCUGACCCGACCUUAAUCGCCUCCCAACCGAACCUCUCCUCCCCGAUCGACGCCACCAGACCUGAGCUCAGGACCGCCAUCAGGUACACCUCUACACCCGACCCGAUUGGCAGAACUAUAAAUCUCAGCUCCGACCACGGCGCUAGCGAGGCGAAUAUCCGUUGAAGCGGAGCGAAUGCGAGCAGGAUUGCGUAGAUAAAGAUCAUCGUGACCGACGGACGCUUCCAAUUCUGUUUGACGGUCGCGGUGGUGGAUUGCAGAGUGGGAACUUUGCCAUUAUAAGAGAGGGAGGUGGCGUGCACAGAGGGUACGGUUUCUAGUGGCGUCCCGGGCAACCGUAGCGGUGAGGAUGAUGAUGGAGAGUGUAGGAAGAGGGUUGUGUGAAGUGGAAGAGAAGAAGAAACCAAGAAGCAAGAAAGAGAGAAAGCAGAAGAGCGUACUUUAUUUCAGGAGUGAUUGAUCAACUGAAAGUCUGAAACUGGUGUGAUGGCUUUUUAGAACGGCAAGGAGAAGAAGAAGAAAAAGAACAAGAGAAAAGGAGAGGGGAGAAGGAAUAUCAAUAUAAUUAUCAGUUUAUCACCGGAUCAUUUCGGGUCUUCUACGUGUUUCUUCGCGGAACACCCUCUUGCUUCAAUCUCAGCCUCCUCUCUUACGGUCAAAAUCUCAACAUUUACGUGGCAAUCUGUCUGCUCAACCAGGCCUAUUCAGCGCCAUGUCAUCUCAUAUUAACAUAAACUAUUGUUUAACUGUGUAAAUUACAAGGACUCCACAAAAAAGAAAAACUUACAAUGGCUUAAUUCAAAAUUUAGUCAAAUUAUAAAAAUUUAAUAAAAUUAUAAGGACUAACAAAUUAAUUUUUUUAAAUUAAAUAUUUGAUAUAAAUAGUAGGGAAAGCGAAUGCCAUAAUUCCCGCCUUUUUCAUUACCUCUCCGGAAACCGAACAGAAAAUGCCAGAAAGCACUGGUGUGAAGGAUGAUGAAUCGCUGAAGCUGGCCAUUGCCAUCUCCCUUCUCAGAUCAAAGGCUCAACAAAAGAGGAAGGAGCCAAAUACGCUUGCUCCUUCACCAUCUGAUGCACUCCGCUGGAAGCAUAAGGCGAAGGAAAGAAAACAAGAGCUUUUGAGGCUCAGAGAAGAUCUAAAGGAAGCGCAAGAUGCUUCGCAGUGUGAACUGUUCCCCGAAAGUGCGUCUUGCAAGUGUUACUUCUUUGACAAUUUGGGGGAAUCAAGUGGUAAGAAAGUUGCUAAUAGCUCUGUGAGCAGAUUCAACGACGUCCUUCGCCGUAGAUUUCUCAGACAAGUGCGCUUCAAGGAAAGACGUAGAAGAGUAGGUUCUUCAAGUCAGCGACGACGAACAUUUGGUUCAACAGUGGAGGAUGAAACGGAGCAGCUUAGGUCAUCCGUUGAUUUUCUUGUGGAGCUCUGCGAGACCGUUUCACCUGUGGAGUCCAAGUUUGCGAACCUGGCACAUCAAGCCGUCGACUUCAUCUUGGCUUCACUUAAGAACCUUCUGUCAAUGAGAAUGAAUCUGGAGCUUGUUGAAGGAAUCAUCAACAACUUAGUUACGCGUUUAGUGAGGCAGAUGUGUGCUCCCUUGCAACUAGAAGGGUCCCAAAAAACUGGCUCUGAUGCACAAAUUUAUAUCCAGCAUUUAAUUCGAAAACUAGGAACUGAGCCGUACGUUGGUCAGCGGGCAAUAUUUUCGGUAUCUCAAAGAAUUUCUGUGCUAGCAGAACGUUUUCUUUUCUCUGAUCCUUAUGAUGACGGCUUUCCUGAUAUGCAUCAAUGCAUGUUCAUAAUGAUCCAGCUUAUUGAGUUUUUGGUGUCAGAUUACUUUGUAGAGUGGUCAAAAGCUGAAGAUCUAGACAAUGCUCUCCUUGAAGAUUGGGUGACGUCAAUUCUCCAUGCAAGAAAAGCUCUAGAACUCCUGGAAAGCAGAAACGGGCUGUAUGUUCUCUGCAUGGACCGAGUCACAGGUGAAUUGGCAAAACAAGUGGGUCAGGUCUCAUAUCUGCAGAACUUAAAACCAGAUAUCUUCAAUGCCCUGCUCGGUUAAAUAUGCAACUUGCUGGAUCUUUUUUCUCUCCUGUUCAUGUGGGUAUCAUCUUGAUGCAAGGCUUUCCUAUGGAUAAAUAGCAUGAUGCAUGAACCCUUGGUGAUGUGCAUAGUCCACUGACAUGAUCAAUGUAAGAAUCAGAUUCUAUUAGGGAUAACACUUGUUUGGAUAACUGUUGAUUUAUUUAGUUUUUUUUUAUUGCACAAUGUACUGAUAAAUUCCGUAGAACUUUCUCUUAAUCGAUCCCUCUGGAGAGGAAGAUGCUCCUACUCUUUUUUUUA